This is a messenger RNA of Colossoma macropomum (tambaqui), 4122 nucleotides long. RefSeq lists its product as uncharacterized. Lineage: Eukaryota; Metazoa; Chordata; Actinopteri; Characiformes; Serrasalmidae. The record is from RefSeq and is a predicted model, not a curated record.
GAGAGAGAGAGAGAAAGAGAGAGAGAGAGAGAGAGAGAGAAAGAGAGAGAGAGAGAGAGGGAGCAUGCUCACUGUCUGGGAGGCAGCCUACUGAAGCAGACUUCUCACUUCUACCUUUCCCUACAAGGAUAUUACAUUCUUUGUGCAGGAAGGCUCCUCUCAAAGUGGACUCUCAUCCCCCGUUUUGCUGACAUCUGUCCUAGAUUAUGCAUGCAUUUGUGUAUGUAAGCGGGAUUAUUAAUCCAGCUUGAGGAUUUAGGGAUUCUUUUUGGGACCUCCAAGGGAUUUUUUUCUACUACAAGGGAUGCAAUAAGGAUAAAGAACUCUUCUGUCUUCCGUUGUCAGCAAAUUUCAACACCAUGGCUGCAUUUUACAGCUGCUUGCGAGGAAAGAACAGUGAUUGCGGCAUCAUGGCCUCAGGAUCUGCAGACGCCACCGCAGCCCAUGAGCCAUCGGAUGCAGCAGAGGAGUGUCCAGGGAAAAAGAAGUCCAAAUUCCAGACAUUCAAGAACUUCUUUGCGAAGAAGAAGAGGAAGGAGGCUGCAGCUCCUGUGGGGGAGAGUGGGUUGAAGUCCAGUCAGUCCAGUGAUGAUGUUAACACUCCUGAGCCGACCCCCUGUGCAACUGAGAAAGACAGUGACUCUGGGUCCAAGAUCAACAUGGGGAACAAAGCUUUGUCGCAUGACAGCGUCUUCGCCUCCGAUUCGCCCUCUUCUGAGACUAAUGAAGCUCUCGGAGCCUCUCAGGACAGCAUACACGGGAAAGUCAAAUCUCUGCAGCUGCAGCUGAAGCAGGCUAUCCGGCUGGGCUCUCCGCCGGCAGCAGUCUCCGCAAGGAAGGGUGAGGAUGCCGGGACUCUGUCGGAGGAUGAUGGCCUGCCCUGCAGCCCACCAGAGUACACCACCCUCCACACCGUUCUGGCCACUUCCUCUCAGAGGUCGUCUGGUGUGGUCCAGAGAACCAGCUCCCUUAGCCUGGAGGGAACCGACAGCGAUGAUGAUCAGCUGUCUUACGGAGCCUCAUCUAGGCCGGGAACCCCGCAGGCCUCGGUCCCUGUGGACUUCAGUCAGCCGGCCAGCUCGCUCUCCUGCCUGGAUAGCUCUGCGGCUCACCAUCGCAUCGCUGUCAAAGCCAAGGCCUGCGCUAAGAGGAAGCCUGCCAGUAGGGAGAUGUUACAAAGCAAGAAAAGAGACCUGAGAGAAAGAGUGCUGCUCAGAGACACAGAGGACAAGCUGAGAGCCAUCAGAACAUGUACCGAAGAGGAAGAGAAUGAAGCUGAUGUUUCAGAGGUUGUAGAGGAGGUCGAUGAAGCACGGGAAGAGUCUCAGCCAAGCCCGGCAGUGCAUAAUGAGGACCUUGAAGCCUCUUCUCAAAGCCAAAGAGCAUCCACAACAUCCGGCGCCUCUGCUGAGACUUCUGAGGAGGAGGAGGAGGAGGAGGAGGAACGUUUCCCUGACAAAGAUCACAUCCCUGACUCCAAGAUCCCAGAAUCCUCCUGGGAGAAGCCAGUGACUCUGGAGCUCCAGGCUGAUGACUUCCUGCUGGAUGCUGGGUGUGAGGUUGUUUCAGAGGAGCAGGGGUCACUGCUGGAGGAAGUACUGAGCUCCCUGAAGGGUCCCCUUACGUCAGGCUUGGUGCUGGAGCCCGAGGACAAGGCUGAACAGAUGGAGGUGGAACAUGUGCUGGAUAACCAGGCCAGGAAUGACACCCCAGACGUCCUUGACUCCACAGAUCAAGCCUUAACUCUUAAGGAACAUAUAACGCCAGCUUCAGACAGUCUCUCUGAAUCAGAUGAAGAUCUGCAAGAGGUAGAAGAAGCUCCAGAGCAACACGAGGAGCCAGAGGAACAGGAAUUUACUGAGGAAGCGUCAUUUGAAGAAGAUCAGCAAGUGUCCAAAGGUGAGGCUGAGAAAGAGGAGUAUAAGAAUGAGGAUGAGGAUGAGGAAGACCUGGAUGACACAAAAUACUUGCAGGAGGACCUGGAUGAAGAGAUUGAGACAAGGAAAGAAGCUGUGGAAGAAGUGGGGGUGGAACUAGAGGAUGAAGAAAAGGUGGAGGACAACAGGAAUGAGGAGCAGGAGAGGGGGACUGAGGAAGAUGUAGAAGAGGUAAAGGAUGUAGAAGCCGAGCAAGAGGAAGAGGUGGUCGUUGAGGAACACAAGCAGGAAGAUGCUGAUGAACCAGAAGCAGAAGAAGAAAAUGAGACCGAAGAUGAGGCGCAUCCAUUUGAGACUGAAGAACAACAUGAGGUCAGAAAAGACAUGAGCACGGAAGUUGAAAGCAUCCACGAAUUGGAGCAAUCGGUUGAAGAUGACCUGGUCUCAACAGAGACUGUGAGCCAGCCUGAAGAUGUUCCUACACAGGGGUCAAUCGAGCAGCCUUCUUUUGUGGUAACCACCUCUCUUGAUCUCAGUCUUCCUAGUAGAGCCUCAAAUAUCCCCAAGCAGGCUGAGGAGGAGGAUGAGCCUGAAAAUCUGCAAGAGGAGGCCAAUGAGCAGCGGGACAAUCUGGAAGGACUUCAAGAAGAGUCUUCGGAAAGCCCUCAGUUGGCUGAUGACCAUCAGGAGAUACAGGAGCCGUCAACCGAUAAGCACCAGCCAAACGCCGCUGAAAGUCGACCCCGUUUUACAAUCGCUCCUGCCUGGCAGAGGUCACUGUCCAGUGGGUCUGCCAAGGAGCCUUCCCUAGAUGUGGCAGUCUCUACAGCAGAAGAGGAACCUGUAUUCAAAGAAUCCCUGAGCACAGAUCAGCCUUUUGAAGCUGUAAAAGCUGAGCGUCCCAGCAGCCCCGUCCUCACUCAGAGUGUGCCGUCCCUGCCCAUCCAGAGAGAGAUUUGCCAGGCUAAUGAAGACGUGACCCCAGAGAACCCUUUUGGAGUUCGUCUGAGAAAGACUGCAAUUCUGCACCGCUAUGCUUCAGAAGGAGAAAGUUCCACUACCGGUUCCACCACAGAACCAGAGCCAGCAGAGACACAUAAGGCCCCAAUAUUGGACCAGCUUGCCAGAAAGCCUGCCUUGCCCAAGAAGCCAGAUCAGCUGGUUGAUGGUGUGGUGAAGCCCAAGCGAACCUCAGAUGUGGCAGUGGGUAAAGUGCCGGUUGAGAGCUCUGAGCCUCCAAGCUGGAUCUCUGUGGCCAGACAGAAGCAGAAAAUCUUCAGCUCUCUGGAGGAAUCCCCCGAAAAAAAGGAGGAAUUCAACAAAAAGGGUUCGUUGCCUGAUUUGUCAAGUCCAGUCACCAAAGAUCAACUGAAACCUGUUGCUUCACCUGUUAAAGUGUCCUGCUCCUUGGAGAUAUCCAAACCAGCCUUGGUGGAGAAGGAGAACAAGCGAACCAUCAGCCACCCAACUCCAGCUCCUCUAUCCCAGGAUGAGCCUCCAUGGCUGGCUCUGGCCAAGAAGAAAGCCAAAGCCUGGAGCGAAAUGCCCCAGAUUGUGCAGUAAAACCAGACAGGAAGCCGGGCAGGCUGAGCCCACGCAUGCCACGCUUCUAUACAGGAUGUUUGCACACAGAUAUUAACUCGUCCCAGUACUCCAGAUGUUUCUUUUCACCCUUUUUUGCACAAAAGAACACAGAUAAACACAGACUUGUGGUGGGUGUACGCGAUAUAAUCUGAAACUGAUUCACCGUUUUGGCGCCUGAGACUUGGGAAUUGGACCCUUCAGAAGAAAGCGUUUGACAAAAAAGGUUAAGAUAUGUACUCUUUUGUCUUUAAGUUACACGUUCAGGCCUGAUAGCAGAGGUUUUAAUAGUUGAUUCAGAAAAGGUGGUCUUAAAUUUGACUCAAUUUAUUUCUCUUUUUUUUUUAUCCAACAGUACAUUUUCUACAAAUCUCUUCUAAUAUGUAAAAAAAAAAGUCUUUCAUGGACGUUGUUGCUUUUGUUCACCCAAAAAGAGCAGUUUAAUUGAAAAAAACGACUCUAACUGCUCUUAUUAAGGAAUAAAUAUGAUCAUUAAUCCAGUAGCCUUUGUAAUUGUGGUAACACUAAUCAUGUUUGGAAGAAAUUGAAGGUGUCUUUGUAUUUAUUUAUCUCUUUCAUAUAUGUUUUAUGUAAUUUUGUUCUAUUUUUGUAUUACCUUUGCGUGCACAGUUUUGUGACUUGUACAUAAAAAUCUUAAAGAGUU